Molecule: messenger RNA, 2190 nt
Organism: Debaryomyces hansenii CBS767
Lineage: Eukaryota; Fungi; Ascomycota; Pichiomycetes; Serinales; Debaryomycetaceae
Gene: ARG83
Product: Arg83p
Exons: 1
Coding region: 1-2190 (729 amino acids)
Biological process (GO): regulation of DNA-templated transcription
Molecular function (GO): DNA-binding transcription factor activity, RNA polymerase II-specific; zinc ion binding
Source: RefSeq, a predicted model, not a curated record
AUGGUACGAAAGAGUCGAAACUUUGAUGGUUGUUGGACUUGUAGAUCUAGGAAGGUUAAAUGUGAUUUGCGGAGACCGAAGUGUCAGAGAUGUAUUAAGGCCGGUAUUGAUUGUGCUGGUUAUAAUAUCAAGUUGGGAUGGUCAAAUCCGUUGACUAUUUCUAAGGAUAAUAAUGCAUUGAUCUGUCUUGGUUCAGAGGAAAACGAUGGAAAUUCAGAAUCUACAUUUCAGAGACGGAAUAUUGAUUUUGUUAAAUUCUCAAACUCGCUGUUGUAUGAAACGUUUAAAGAAGUGAGUAAUAGUUUGAACAAAUUAGAGAUCAUUUCACAACAAAAUAAAAGUCCUAAUUGCAGAGUUGGACCGUUUAGCGUAUACAGCAUAGAAGGCUUGAAAAGACAAAAGCUACUGGGUCAAGAACCCUAUGAAUGGCAGAACAAUUACAACGAUGAGAGCGAUAGCGAAAACUCUGAUCGUAAUAACGAAAUUUAUAAUAACCACAAUAGCAACAAAGGUACCGAUUAUAACCUGCGUAAUGAAAUUGAAGGAUCCAUUUUUUCUAAGAAUAAUAAUUCUUGGGUUCAUUAUGAAUUGUUAGACUCUGCUAAGUUAACAACAUUAGCCAUUAAAGGAAUAGACUAUAAGUUGAAUGAGCAGAAUAUGUUGCAUAUAUUGUAUCCUAAAUUUUUUCCGAAUAUCGAUUCAGAUGAUUGGCUUGCGGAUCAGAGUAUUUUGGGAAGGCUCUUUUACAAAUUACCUGUUUCAAAUGAUUUACAAUUAACAAGUCUAUUUAAAGAAUUAUUAAAUAAGUUUAAAGAAGUAACCUUAUCUUUUGUGAGAGUAAAAUAUGCCAAUAAUUAUUGGGAAACCAUAGUUAUGCCGUUCAUUAAUAAUAUCAUAUGUGAAUUUGUUUGCAUGAAUUUUGCAUCUUGGACGAACAUUAAAAUGAAACCAGAGGAAAACGCCAAUAUGUCUCAAUUAAAGAAUCACAUUAAGCUCGGUAUUGUAUACCUUUCAUUCAGUCUUUCAGCAAUUCAAAUAUCCAACGGGCUAUCGAAUAACGUAAUUAACGAAAAUGAAACAUACCAUAUGAACGAGUAUCUUAAGUUAAGCAUUGAAUUGAGAAAGAUGAGCAUAACUUUGCUUGAUUAUCAUCUAGAUGAAUACGACAAUAACAUGGAUGACAACACCAAUGAGUAUGAAAAUUUGUUAUUGCUCUGUAUUAUAUUGCAAAUCCAGGCCGAUAAUUAUUUCAGUGUAUUUGAAAAUUAUGAAUUACUAUUUGCAAUUGGAGGAUUCAUAUUACAAAGCAAGUUUAAAGAAACAGAUGCCCUACUGGAUUUAUCAAAAUAUCUUACCAGCACAUUUCGGCUCAUAAGCGUAUUCUUCGAGUCUACUCAUUCAAUUAAUGUAUUCACGUAUUCAAUUGAUCCAGCUGAUGAAGAAAACUACAAGGAGCUGGGUGCAAGUCAUAAUCUAAUAGAAGCUGCGAGAAAAAAAUUAGGCCCUGACCUUCCUGUAAAGCCGUGGAUUCCGACACCAGGGGUUGAUACCGAUUCCAUAUAUCUCAUGUAUGGUAUACCGCGUUCGUUGAUCAAGCUUUUCAAGAAAGCUGUCGAUUUAACCAACCAUAAAAAUAUCUUCCGAGCUCGAAAUGAGUUUCCAAGGCACUUCUUUAAAGUCUGUGCAGACGUAGAACAAUUGAUCUCUGAGUGGGACGUCAACGUGCAUUGGAAACUAUACAACGAGAAGUACAACCCAAUUUUGAAGGAAAUAGAGCGUGUGUAUAUUCUGCGGUUCCACCAGGCGCUAUUUCAUUAUAUUAUGGCAUUUCACAAUGCACUCAAGGUUUAUUUCUAUCGCCUCGUGCAAGAUGCGACUCCAGACAAAUACCAGCGGUACAUACAACAUUCUCUCGCCCAUCUACGCGAAUUAGUCACCAUCAACAGACAGGUUCCCGAGUUCGAGUUCAAGCCAUCCUUUUGGGCCCUCUUGGUGUGUGGCAGCGACGCCAUAGAUGUAACGUUGCAUCGCGAUAUAAAACUGUUGUGGUCGUCGAAAGAAAUGGGCUACUUCAACUACUGGAGAGGUAAGCAACUUCUUUACGAGGUGUGGAAACGGCGAGAGAUCGGCGAAACCCAUAGUUGGAUGGACAUGGUACGUGAGUGGGAUAUCGUGUUGUGUUUGGUUUAA